Molecule: messenger RNA, 4820 nt
Organism: Ylistrum balloti
Lineage: Eukaryota; Metazoa; Mollusca; Bivalvia; Pectinida; Pectinidae
Product: nucleoporin NDC1-like
Exons: 16
Coding region: 67-1785 (572 amino acids)
Biological process (GO): nuclear pore organization
Cellular component (GO): nuclear pore transmembrane ring
Molecular function (GO): protein-macromolecule adaptor activity
Source: RefSeq, a predicted model, not a curated record
AUGUGAGAAGAGAAGAAGUCGAAUUGACUGAGUGUUUUUCUUAUCUUUCUGUUUUCACCUGUUAAAAUGGAGACCUUAGAUAAUUGGUACAGGCGUGAGGUGUACAGCUGGCGGACAGGGGCUGCUGUGGGAUGGACUCUGUUGUUACAGCCUUGUGUUUUGGCGAUGUACUUCAUCUUCUGUACCUUGGAUAUAUUUCACCCUCUUUCAUGGAUAGCAGGUUCCUUUUCAAUGCUGUUUUCUGCACAUUACAUAUUUGUCUUGGUGGUGCUUACAGUGGUGUCUGGAGUGCUGGGUAUUCUGAUGUCCUCCUCUUACACAGUGAUUCCUGACAUCCCUUUAACCCGCCUGCAUGAACUUGUUCAGCUUCUAUUGCCAUCAUGUCUUUUGCAAUGCCUAAUGUAUCUUGUGUCGGGUGUAGUGACAGCUUGGGUGUGCACUUCCUGUAUUGGAGAGCGCUACUCUUCCCUCAUCAUCAAAUCAAAUGAUAAUGACAGAGAGGUGUAUUACCUGAAUGAGUACCAUCUAUUCCUGGUGGUGUAUGGUAUGUACAGCGGAGUCCUGUACAACAUCACAAUGUUUCUUCACCAGAAUAACUUGAUACAGUUCCCAGUGCUUGAGCAAGCCAAGUUUUUCCAAGUGAGAAGUAGACUCUACACGGAACUGCUGAAAUCGCUUUCCUAUUCAUUCUGGCACACAAUGUAUUUUUAUCCAUUCUAUUGGAUGUUUGGUCAUAUUCCAAAAGACAUUGUUAUACAACAUUCAUCAGUAUUAAGCUCUGAGAUAGCACUUAACUCAGUAUGGGGCCUGUUUGAUGUGUCUCUCCUGUACCAGACUUUCCUGUGUGGUGUGUUCCUCUACUUUACUUGGACUGUUAGCAGUGUGCUGUACAAGAUCUACAACACAGAGCAUUAUGCAUUUCCUGUAGAAGAUGUCUUUGAUGAUCAGAAAAAUAAAUGCCUUGUUGACGCCUUGUCUUGUAAUACUAACAGUUUACUGCAGUGUCUGGGAUUCUAUGAUUUGUGCCACUUAUCCAGAAAGUGUGGCGUAAGGAGAAGUGUUGUGUUUAGUCUGAGUCAGCCAGGUGGUCAUCCCCACAACUGGAACAAGUUGUAUUCAGCUUGUGUGGCUGAAGUCAAUGCCCUCAACCAGAAAGUACAGGAAGCCAACUGGAGAGUAUUUGCUAGUGUUCCAGUUAGACAGGCCAGUGGUGAGAAAAACCUACCUUCAACACCAGCAGCAGAGAGAACUACUGCAACGUUGUCUUACCGAGGGACCACAAAUGUCACCGAUGGGAAUCCAAGUCUGCCUGUUGAUAAGCCAUCAUCCAAUGUGCAGACUUUCAAAGAUCUGACUCUAGUGUAUCUAAAGAAGAAACCCGUUUUCAGUUAUUUCCUGUCGGAGUUGCCUGAUUCUAAAAGCAGAAAGCUUUUUGCUACAUGUCAAGUACAAGUUUGGGCAGUUGAAGCUUUGUCCAACUUUGCCACUGCCUCCUAUACUGAUGAUAAAUAUGGUGUAGUCCAAAGAUCCCUACCAGAAAUUGUUACUGCAAUCGUGAAUUUACAGGAGAAUGUUGAAAAACAUUUUAAAUUGGCCACAGCAACGAGUCGUCGGAAUCAGAGAGACCUGGGACAUUAUGACACUCAGCUCGGAUAUCUGUUACAGACAACACUGAAAAGUUCCAUGUACAAAAUCGUAAACACUUUCGGAAAACAUAUAUUAAGCCUUAAUCUUUCUCCAGAAUGUGUGAGGAAGCUUAGACUAUUUAUGGACUACAAGGAGUGACACCAAGAAAAAUUUAUUUGAUUGCUAACAGAAAAAUCUAUGAUGAUAACUAUAAUGGGAGAAGUCACACCUUGAUUACAUGUUAAAGAGUUGAAAUAUCUACAAGAUAAAUACUGUAUCAGGAUCUAUCUAUACAUGUAUAUUGUGUCUAGAUGUGUUGAUGUAAGUGCUGUGAUUAAGUGACUUCAUUAUUGUUAAAAAGGUAUUGAAGGCUUUACCUAUACAUGGUACUUAUGAUAGACUGAUAUGUGGAGAUUUGGCCAUAGCUAGUGCCUGUGAUGAAAGUGACGAUGGUUAAUCAUGUCUGAUCAAAUUAAGGCAGUAUAUAUUGUCUUAAUUUUAAAUUUGAAUUAUUGAAAAUAUAUGAAGAAUUCUAUUAUUGGUGCUGGUUGAACAUGCCAUUGAUGAUGCAACCUCUUGAAGCAAAAACAAUAUCUAUGUGAACAGUUCAUCUUUGUAAAUUACUGACUACACAUGACUUAUAAUAAUCAAAGCAAUAGAUGGAAAUAGAAAAGAAGUGAUUACAUGUAGUCCAGGAUUUGUGUGCAUAAAUAUUGCUUGUGUAAAUUUUGUAUAAAAAAAGGCCAUGCUGUUACAAAAUCCUACUUUGGUUCUGGUAAAGCUAACUGUAGUUAUUGAAGAAGACUAUACCAGACUACUGGAUAGUAAUCAGUAUGUCAAUUUCUUGUGAAACCUACUUCCUUAUUGGAGAGUUUUUCUUUCUGAUGUUAUUUGGCAUAUAUUCUAUUACUGUCACAAAAAUAGUGUUGCUUUUGAAAAUUAAACAUAUUUGAAGAACAGCUAUCACACUAUUUACUUAUAUAGCCUAUCUUUGUUUGGUUUUGAACUGAUUUCAGACAUUUUUCAUCUCAUGAUAUGUUAAUUGCUCCCGUCUGUGGAGUGUCCAUCAUUCCCUACUUUUGUCUGCAUGCUCAUGAACAAUUCAUGCUAUCACGAAUUCUUUAAAAGUGCUUAAUUGAUCUUUCUCAGAUUUCAAAUGUAGAGUCUCCUCAGCCCAUUGUGCAUGAUCAAUUUUGGGACUGAAAGAAAAAUAAUUUGGCUGGCAGGUGACCAUCUUUGAUUUUGACAAUAAAAAUUUCAUGGAAGUAAGGUAUAAAUCUUUCCCAAAUUUAAGAUGUUCCUUGGGUAGUUUUCUCUUGGUCCCUAAUUGUACCCAUUUGAUUUGGGAUUAAUCAGAAAAACAAAAUGGCUGACAUCCCACCAUCUCAGUUUUGAACCAUGAAAGAUUGUGCUCUUUUUCUAGAGGUAUACUGAAUGGGUCUUGUCAUGUUUUAUAAAUAGGUUCCCUGGUCUUUUAUUGUGCCUUUUGAUUUUGGACUGAUCAGAAAAACAAAAUGGCUGACUGGUGGCCAUUAUGGAUUCACUAUUUCUUGAGAGGGAAUUUAAUUUUGGAACUGAUGGAAACAUUUUUAAAAAAUCAAAAUGACUGACAGGUAGCGGUGAUUAACAUAGUAUUAUUGCAGCAAUGAUUUAUGUUUAUUUCCAGAAUACGUUUACCUCCAGCAAUUACAUAAUAUAUGUUAAUAUGUAGGAUAUAUCAAUAUAUCAUAGCAGGUUAUAACCUCAUUCUACCACUGUGUUGGUACUUUGUUGUAGAUAAAUUUUCAUUCUUGGAUAUUUUUGGUUAUUGUUUGGAGUUGUCAACAAGUAAUUGUUACCCAUUGCCAUGGAAACAUAUUUAGAAAAGAAUUGAUAAGUAUCCAAACUCAUUUCUAGACUGUUCUAUUAUGGGUCCGUCGUCAAAUUGCUAUGUGUAAUGAAUGAUUAUGGUCAUGCAGUAACCUAUUUUGAUCAAAUUUGCUUGGAAGCAUCCUAGGGGGCAGGAGAACCAUGUUUGUGUAAAUAUUGGUCUUAAGCAAUCUUUGGUGAAAAGAAAACAAUCAUGUGUAAGCAUAAGGUCUCGGUCCUUUGGGGCAAGAGGGGCGAGUCCUAAUAGGGAAAAUAGAAUGAAUUCUUUAAAAUCCUUCUCCUCCAGGAGAGAUGAAUGAAUAUUGCUCAAAUUUGGUCUGAAGCAUUUUUAGGUGAAGAGGAAUCGGUUUUGCUAGGUGAUUGAUAAUGGCCCUACAGGCACUCAGAUUGUUGCUGUUCACAAUAUCAGUGCACAGAUAAUGGGUAAUGGUCAGUCAUUUUCCUGAAAACCAUCAAUACCUUAUUUUGCACACUGAUAGGUUUUGAAUAAGUAACAUUUUUGAGGUGUGCAGUUUUAUGCAUGAAAUAAAUGAGCAGAUAUGUUGAUUAAAAUACUACCCUAUGUAGAUGGAUGAGGAGAACAUCUUCUGGAUCUGUUUGAUGUUAUUUAGAUGUGUUUACUUACUAGAUCAGUGAGGAAGAUUAAUGAAAAAUAAUGGUGUUUACCAAAAUUCUUUUAAAUACUUACCAAGAUUGAUUUUUCACCUCUCUAGAUUUUGAUGUUAUUUGAAUUAUGAUUUUUCUUAAAAUUCACCACAGGGUUCACUUGAUUAAGUGACAUAAAUCAUAUCAACUGAUUGGAAUUCUGAGCCUAUGAAUUAGAAUCAGCAAUAUUCAAAAUGUUAUUUUAAGAAAUUAAAGGUCACCAGCCACCUCCUUUCAGUUUGGAGAAGCAAAGUCGUUAAUUAAAAUAAACAUUGAAAACUCAAUAACAGUGGUCUUUAGGAACAAACAAACAAAUUAAAGGGAGGUGAAUUUCUCAGGAUGAAAACUGGUAAAUAUUUCUUAAAAAAUAGACAUGUUGGCUUGAAAUGUCCAUUUUUCUUUUAUUUUAAAUGGCAUAUAUUUUGUGUUUCAGAACUUUUGUCAUAUUUAUGAAUUAUUGCUGAGAAAGUCAAGUUAAUGAGAAGUACACAACUAAAGAAUAUGUACAUUAUAAAAAGCAUUUUAAUAUAAGGGUAGAUCAUCCUGUACACAGCUUAAAAUAGGACAAAAAUAAUUAUUCCUCUUUUGGGGUAAAAAACAUUAAAUUUGAUGGAUUUUUCUAUUCGUUGAUAACACCAUCAAUAGAUAUUGCAUUCAUUUCUGGUUUGUACACACUUUCA